AUGUCAAUAUCCGCAAUAACCAUUCCAACAAAGUCUGAGGUUAAUCUCCGACGAUUACUAUCCGUCUGUGAGAAUCAAGUCUCGCAGGAAAAUGGGUUAAUACGAGGCCCUGAAAAAUUGAAAUUUGUCACGAAUAUAAAGUAUUUAAGAAAACUUUUGGAACAAAUUGAAUUGGAUUCGACCAACAAUGUAGAUAAAACAGCGAUAAGUGAAUAUGCACGCAAAAUCCAACAUUUAUCUGACAUUGUGGAUGAAUUCAAACUAAUUUCUCCAGUAAAUCGUACUUUCUCGCAGGCGCGUUUUACCAAAAAUGCGUAUCAAACACAAAACGAAAAGAAUAAGGAGAACGAAUUGGAAUUAAAGUUAGUUCGUCAGGCGGAGAAAGAAUUAAAACGGGAACUAUUUCAGGCACCACAUACCAACGAUAAUAAUAAUAAUGAUGAUGAGCCUGACAAUUUAAAGAGUAUACAGGAAAAACGAAUAGAACUAUUUUCAUCAGAUGCUAUUAACGAAUCAGAAAUAAGACAACGAAGGACAAAUAAAUUUGAUCAAGAGGAAACCACAAAUGUAGAAUCGGUUCUGCAGUAUCAUCGGCAGACACAAGAAGAACUGACGCAGGACCUGGUGAAAAUGGCAGAACGAUUAAAAAUGAAUUCAAUCACUUUUGACCAAGCACAAUCAGUUCUCGUAGGCAAUUUAGAUCGUCUCAAGAAAGAAGGUACCCGUCUCGUACGCUACGCCGGAAAAUCAAUAUCCAAAGCACCACAAACUUAG
Molecule: messenger RNA, 774 nt
Organism: Ambispora leptoticha
Lineage: Eukaryota; Fungi; Glomeromycota; Glomeromycetes; Archaeosporales; Ambisporaceae
Source: the annotation of a GenBank genome assembly